CUAUUAUUUCUCUCGACCACCUGUCAACGAUCUUCUAACAAUCUCAUCCACACUGUUCUUAAGUGAUUACACAGCGGUAGUUUCGAAUUAUUUCUACUCUCCAAAUCAGUCGCCGAAUUUCCUUAUCGCAUUUCAUGUUGCAUCGACAAUUAGAUUUUCUGUCGUUUUUCUUCGAUUUCCUUUAUCGAUUACAAAGCAAAGUCCAAGCAAUUUACUAUCCCGAAAAGUGAAAAAUUUGCAUAUACAGCUCACGGCUAAGCGUUUACUGAAAGUUUUAAACCAGCUUUGUCCCGAUAAUCAAAGUUAUAAAAUUGUACCACAGUUAUUCUCCAUUUCCACAUUUUUUUCGCAGUCCUUUGUCAAGUUGCGCGCACUUUACGUACCGCGAAACUCGUGUCAAAUCGAGGGAAUCAUUCCCCGCGGGUUUCCCGCGAGAAGAUCGCGCGAGUCUGGGGGAAGGGCGCAGGAGUUCCAGUACAUGUAGUAUUACUAGUGCCAGGUCUCCUACACAUUUAUUACGGGUUAUUCGGUUUCCUGUGGUUUGUUCGAGGUCGAUAUGUUUUUCGGAAUUGCUUUGCAUGUUUUGACGUUCUUGGUAGUUCUCCAGAGUCUUUUCAAGCAGGUAUCCGUUCUUACUUGCACCGAAGACUUUGAAUGCUAUCAAAACGCCUCGAGCAUUUGUUGUUCUGGUUCGUGCAAGGCAUGGUGGAAUUGUAAGGGCGGCUGCGUCUCCGACGAUUCUUGUGAAGGCGAAGAGAUUUGUUUUCGUUCUCGCUGUCAGGAUCAAGAUAUCGAUUUCCCAGCUUACUGUAGCAGUGAUACAGAUUGUAUUGAAGAGGAAGAAUGUGAAUCGGGUCAGUGCAAGCCUCCUCCUCGGCCAGUUUCCCCUGACAAUUCCGAUGAAGUUCAAUUGCAAGUCAGCUUUCAUUUCGAUCCACGCAAUGUUAUUAUUGUUGGAAGCUCAGUUGGCGCUGUGAUCUUUCUUGCUGUGGUUGUAUACAUCUCUUACCGUUGUCGUAAGCGACACAAAAGACGAAGAUUUUCCCGAGGAACGUAUUCUGCGCCGACUAACCUCGGCCAUGGUGUUAGUUCGUUUUCAUCUCCGCGAAGUGAAGUUGAGACUAUCGCUCUUUAUCGGCAACAAAACAGAGUAAGGCUGACAUCAAGUGGAAGUAGUGGCUUUUCCUAUCCUCAGGGACCGCCUCCUGAAUAUGACUCAUUAACACUAGACAGUAAUUUGGAAGUAGAAUCGUCCUCUCCACCACCUUAUGACCCUGCUGAUAGAACUCUCUCCAGGAUUUCAUUUGAGGAAGCACAGGUGUAACUGAUGGAAUUUGACUGAUCGAAACUUUGAGCAACGUCAAGACUUGCCAAACUUCUAAGAGUUAAUAUAAAUUAUGUUGUUUGUACAGACAAUGUCCUUCAUAAUGCAACUUCAAUCUGCAGCUUUAUUUAUUAUUUUGCUGUAAUGAUGUAAAUACAAACACCAUCACACAAGCUGGUCAGUAUACAGCAAAAUCUGAUGGGUUGAUGCCAAGUACACUUUACUCUACCUUGGAUGAAGGAGUCUUCUUAUUUCUGUAACUAUGUUUAAUUAGAUAAUGUAUACAGUGAAUAAUUUUCAUGAG
This is a messenger RNA of Orbicella faveolata, 1628 nucleotides long. RefSeq lists its product as uncharacterized. The record is from RefSeq and is a predicted model, not a curated record. NCBI's taxonomy places the organism in Eukaryota, Metazoa, Cnidaria, Anthozoa, Scleractinia, Merulinidae.